This is a messenger RNA of Amoebophrya sp. A25, 4210 nucleotides long. NCBI's taxonomy places the organism in Eukaryota, Dinophyceae, Syndiniales, Amoebophryaceae. The record is from the annotation of a GenBank genome assembly.
GACAAACAUCAGUUUCUUUUUCUAAGUUUCAAGUACUAGUGGUCUAAGAAAAGGUAGCACAACCACAAACAUGUCGAAUUCCAGUACUUCUAGGCCUCCUGCGAGAGUAGCCACGCAAACGGCAUUGUCUGUUCAAUUGGCCGUUUGUGCCUUGCUCGGGGUAGCAGUAGUUGUCUCGAUCGUUGUGGGAGCCAACGUAGGUUUCUUGCCAAGAAGUGCUUCGAUAGGAACUACUUUUAAGGUCAACCUUUAGUGUCCAUCUUUCUUGGCAUCUUGGUACCCUUUUCCCUUGUAUUGUUCUCAGCAUGAAAUACAAGGUACAGGGGGUCAAGAUGAGGGGGCCAAGAUGAGGGCAAUCUCGCAGACUCUAAUACUUCAUCUGCGGGAGGACGAGCACCGGAACUAGUCAGCGAGGCAACUACGUCUAGUAGUGGUGGCCCUGGGCAGGUUGUAAAAGUAUCAGUUCUUGUAGGAGAUGUGGAACAUCAUGGGGAAAUCCCAGAGGACCAAAAGCACACACUGUUUGGACGUAGUAUUGGCAUUAGUAGUAGUUUCUACAAUCGGAAAAGGCUUGCUUCAAUAGCGUCAUCUCGGAAGGCAGAUCCUCGGAAAGCACUAGAAAGUAGUGGGAGUAGUAUUACGCAAUUACCGGCUGAAUUUCCAAGUGGAAGACCGAUUUCUGCAGAAGGAGUGAACGAAAGCAGCCCGAGAGCAACUUCUGCUGUGCCAACUACAGUAGGCAAUUUGACUGUAAUCGAGGACAGCGUCUCCCAGGAGGCGCUGAAUUCCCCGAGCACGGUGAGCCUCACUCCUUCCCAAGCAGAAGGUGGUUCCGCGAAUAGACCCGAGAAUUCCCAACAAGGCGGAUCUUCAACAGCUGAUCAAAGCCAACGCCAAGACAAGGCCAUCCACGAUGCUCCGACUACCCAAGUCGUCGUCUUCGGAACGGGGGAAUUUGGGCAACUAGGACUUGGGGAAGGUAUCCCCGAAAAGAAGAAACCUGCACUGGUGAAGGCCUUGAACGGCUUGCAUAUUCAGGACAUUGCAGUUGGUGGGAUGCACACGAUUGCACUUGCAAGAAAAGUAAGAGGACCUUCGGAUCUUCUGGGUGGGGACCAUCUUCAAGGCCGUGCCAGUAGUUGUAUUGGAAACGCGUAUCAGUUGUGGUCGUGGGGUGUGAAUGAUGAGGGUGCAUUGGGCAGAGUCACUCCUGGUCCGGGUAGCGCUGAAAUAAUCCGUGAUGAAGAAGACGACGACAGCAAGACAAAUAUACUUGAAGAAAACGUUCCGGGACCGGUACUGGGGUUCUUGAAACAAGUACAGGUACCGGAUGCUCAAAAUCAAGUUGCAAAACCGGGAGAACCAGAUUUACUCCCGUUCCCGCUUUUAUCCAAAGUAGCUACUGGGGACUCGCACAGUUGCGCUCUGAGCGUUGAUGGUCGCGUUUUCUGUUGGGGUACCUAUAGGGAGACGACGACGGAGUUUAAGGGGUUUCCAGACUCUCUGUCUGCUUCCCCAUCUCAGGUGAGUGCGCCUUCAUCCGUUGGAGAGGAGACACCAUCAUCCGCUUCGACUGAACCGACAACUUCUCACGUAACAUCCGAACGAACAUCUACUUCAGACAACAGCAACAUCAACAACGGGAACGGGCUCACUUCCAGCACUUCCAGAAAUAAAAUUCCCCGUGCACGUUUUCCCGUAGAAAUCAAUGCCGAUAAUUUUUUCAAUGGGGAGAAAAUCGUCGACAUCGCGUGUGGGGAGAAUCAUACAGUUGCUUUGACGGAGAAAGGUCACGUCUAUACGUGGGGAAUCAACACCUGGGGUCAGCUUGGACGAGGUGACGCGGUGGAGCAGACCUCAUGUGAUACACUGUUGUCUAAGGCGAAAGAUGGGAAGAAAGGUCAGUGUGUCUUGGCGAAAGCAAAACGCCAAAAAGUGUUGGAUUUGUUUCCAGCGAAGAUUGGCGACCCAAUGGCUAGAACCGCACUAGAAGAAUCUCCAACAAGGUCCUCAUCACCAGCCUUCAUCUGCCGAAAAAUUGGCGUAUCCUCUGAUGCAACCUUUGUUGUCACUGCCGAUGAUCGCGGGUAUUCUGUAGGUCUAGACGGUGAUGGACAACUAGGCUAUUUCGUAUUUGGCCAGUUCAGUCGAAGAUUGAAAGACAUGGCAGACUUGAGAGGCUUUCCUGCCAAAAAUUUACGCUUCAUUGGCGGUGGGCAGGGCUACACUGUGGCUAUAGUGGAUGAUGCGGACGAGGGAAAAGAUGGCAGAAGUCAAAUGCUGUACACUUGGGGAUCGAAUCCGCUGUUUUCUCUCCAGCAACAAGAUCAAGCUAAAGAAACGAAUGGCGUUGCCUUUGGAUUUGUUGCUUCCGGUUCCACUGAAGACUCAAAACUGCCAGAAGCAAAGAACGUUGCCUUCGGAUUUGGUGCUACUGCGAAAGUGGACUCAACAGAAACGGCUUCAUCUCUUACUUUUGGUGCCUUCCCGGAUUCAGUUUCAGCAGCACCUACAGCCGUGCCGUCAACGGCAGCUUCCUCUCGUCGUAUCACACCAGCAUCUUCAUGGGAGGCGAUGGAUAGCAGUGGACUGGACAGCGUUUCCGCAUUUGAAAAAACUAUCGUCACAAGUAAUCAGCUAGAUCACAAUGGAGAAGGUUCUUUCCCAGUGAACGAAGAAUUUCUUGGGACGCAAGAGGCUCCUGAGCGGGCGAAGGCCGUUGAAGCACACCAAAAUAGUCAGGUCGUUGAUGAAACUACAACAAAACAACUUGCCACUACAACAAAGGAUAGAAUGCUCAACAAAACUUUCUCCCUUGUGCCCGCUGAACCACCCGCGGAGGUGACGGAAGGCAAAGGAGUCUCCUUUCUUGCUGAACAACCACCUCAACAAACCAGCUUCGUUUUCGGCGAAUCACCUCAAAGCAAUAACAAGGUACAACAAGAAGAUCAAUUCGGUAGUACCCCUCCAGCUCCAGGGUUCAAUCCUACUCUCAGGCCCUCUUCUAGUACCGGGGUACCAACAGCAUCUCUCUUCGGAGGGGCUCGGGUCGUCUCAAUAGCCUGUGGCGGAGAUCACGCUUUGGUGACGACGGAGAAAGGAGAGUUGUACUCCUUUGGGCGUGCUACUAUGUACAAGUUAGGAAAUCAAGAAGACCAACAGGACGGCGAUGUGGAAGUCAAAAACGCCCACCGCAUUCCAUUCAAGACGAAGUCAGCGCUCAAAGUGGGAGCAGGGGCACAUCAUUCAGUUGUUGUUGUGGAAGAUAAAGAUAUUUAGAGCAGAACUCUAGCAAGAGUCACUUCUUUUUGGAUUUCAAUGAAACAUUUUUGACUGACACAGUAUAUAAAUAUGGUAAGUAAGCAUACCUUUUAGUGCAAUCGUAAAUAGCUCAGACUAAGCUAGGCUGCCGCCGACAACACCUUCCUCUGUCUGUGUCGAACUUCUGUGUUACUUGUGCCUGCGCGUCUCUUUUGUUGAGGCUAUUUGUACUGGCUUGAGUGAAAAAAUAAAAUAACUACUUCUGUAUUUAUCCCUUCAUGCAGAAUACAAUGGUAAAUAUACCUUUAUCUAAGACAUAAACACGGAAUUACAUCACACGAACAUGGAAAGUCAUAAGCACCCAGAAAAAUUACACCAGAAUUGUCGGACCAGGAAGAAUUUUUUGACUUUUUCACGCAUUUAGGAUAUUCGGCAUCGAGUACAAGUGUUUGGUAGAUCAAGUACAGAUCUACAACUCCCAGAACUAGGUAAUGUCCUGAUAUAUUAUAAUGCAAAGUAUACCUUAGUCCAUUUCUUCUUUCAUGUCUUAGGCGUCUUAUUCUAUUUAUCAGUUUAGUUUCUUCAUGUCCUAUUCCCAUAAACGUACCUCGUCAAUAUCCAAUUCCGUCAGUGUGGCGACUCGCCAGUGACAUCGAUGCGGAUUUCGAAAUCUAUAGUGUUUUUUAACGAAUGAAUGUUAAUGUUUCAAUCUAAAUCUAAAUCCACUACAACAUCUUUAUCAACGGCAGGACGAUACUAUAAUUGAUUGCAAGUAGACGACUCAAUCUGAGUCUGGUGUGGUGAACAAGCCUAGAGUGGCGCACACGUGCUUCGUCUCGUUAUCUUAUGAAGCAGCACGGGUCAUUUUUGGACAAAGGAUGAUUCUCGAUAGGAGGUUUCUGAGAUUUGUAUGAAGUAUCCUUUCAUCUUGAGACGUUUUUCAUGUUCA